Molecule: messenger RNA, 1014 nt
Organism: Bactrocera latifrons
Lineage: Eukaryota; Metazoa; Arthropoda; Insecta; Diptera; Tephritidae
Gene: flip
Product: ankyrin-3
Exons: 5
Coding region: 1-1014 (337 amino acids)
Molecular function (GO): protein binding
Source: RefSeq, a predicted model, not a curated record
AUGGCAGUUGAUAGCAAAAAUCAGUUUCAUGAUUCUGAUAUUACCGCUGACAACAAGCACCAGCACACUGGUGGGGAUAAUUUACUUUCAAACGAAAAAACUGCUGGGAAUAUUGAAGAAGACUAUGUUGUGCUUUGUGAUACUGACUUCAAUGUACGUGUCGUGGAAGARAAAUUGAAUAGUGUUUGUCUCGACUGGAAUUUAUUGGACGACGUCGAGGUAUAUAAAAUCGAAAAAUAUCACAGACGACGUGGCUGGGAGCAAGUCGCUUGGGUAGGCUAUGCUCCUACGACCAUCGAAAAUUUAGCCGAGAACUUCACAUAUCGGUUGCGYAUCAAGGGUCAGCGCUUCUCGGAGUCACUCGGUCUAUUUGAGGAUAUCAAUGUGUCACCAGAGUUUUUGGUUACCACUUUGGCAACACUGCCCACUGCAGUGUGUCUACACCGCGCCGUCAAGAAAGGUCAACAGUUUCUGGUUAAACGUAUACUACGGCGACGACCCAGCUUGUUAGACUAUCCCGGUCCGAAUAGUUACUUGCCGCUGGCUAAUGCCAUUAUGAACGGUGAGCAUUGUGUCACCGAUGUGCUGCUGAGCCAUGGCGCUAGUGUACAUACCGGCAAUCCCUUGAAUGGACGCACUCCACUGCAGCUCGCUUUCUACCAUGGGCGCUUGGCCGUCGCACGCAUUCUGCUAAAUCGUAAGGCACAGCUUGAAGCAACUGACAUUAAUGGCAUGACUGCUUGUCAUUUCGCCGUCGACGCUAAUCAAUUGGAGCUGCUUAGAUUUGCGCUGGAAAACGGUGCCAAUGUGAAUGCAACGGAUGCUUGCGGCUGGUCAUUACUGUCACGUGCAGUUGUUAUGGGCGCUGACGCUUGUAUUCUGAAGCUGCUGCUGACAUACGGUGCGGAUGCCAARUCCGUGGAUGAACUGGGCAAGACUUGCGUGGAUUUGGCGAACAUAUACAAGAACGACAUAGCGAGUGAUUAUUUGAUGAAGGCUUUGCGGCCUAAGUAA